This is a messenger RNA of Coccomyxa subellipsoidea C-169, 9102 nucleotides long. RefSeq lists its product as hypothetical. Lineage: Eukaryota; Viridiplantae; Chlorophyta; Trebouxiophyceae; Coccomyxaceae. The record is from RefSeq and is a predicted model, not a curated record. The coding region runs from base 1 to 9102 and encodes 3033 amino acids. Gene Ontology annotation, biological process: receptor-mediated endocytosis; regulation of early endosome to late endosome transport; endosome organization. The transcript is spliced from 45 exons. Gene Ontology annotation, cellular component: endosome membrane.
AUGUCAGCGGCAGGCGCGGUGGAUCACCUGAUCGCGCAGAUGCGCAAGCAGCAGGACCCGCAGAUGCCACCAGACUGCGUGGGACGCUUCCUGUGCACCAAGUCCUCGUGGCGGGGGAAGUACAGGCGCAUCAUGUGCAUCACACCCAAUGCAGUGAUCACGCAGCACCCCGACAACCUGUCCAUCACGAACACCUACAGCUUCACUGGCGAGUCGGAUAUUGAUGGAGUGACGAGCAAAUACAAGGGCGUCAAAUUCUCAUGCAAGCAGCGAGCGCCGCUUCUGACUGCUUUGUACCAAUGCAUCACCCUUGCCGCUAUCGAGCAGCGCUGUCCCAUUGCAACAAAGAUCUUGGGGUCCACCCAGGUGUUUGUAGCGUACAAACUGAAAAAGGGUCAGUGGGUACCAAGUAAGCUGCGAGUCACAUCCUUUGCUGUGGAGCGAUUGGAUGCAUAUGGCGGUGUGAUUUGGCGAUUGGAGUACCGCAACAUGGCCUCCCCUGCAGCGCGCCUCCUUGUGACGGGGGUUAACGACCCUGGCUCGGUGUUUGCCUUCUUCGGCAAGGUGGGCCGCUCGCCGCGUGUCUUUGCAGCCCGGGACCGGGACACACUGCUGCGCGAGCUGCAGACUGCAGCCCUGAAGAAGAUGGGGCUCACCGUGGCAGUGGACAGGCAGGCAAGGAUGAGCGGGCCGGAGCUGCUUGAGGCGGUCGGCAAUGCAGAGCGCGAGCGCGCAGCCGCCCCAGACGAGGUGCCGCUGGGCGAAUGGGAGGCGGUGCGUGUCCGGCCGGACUGCAACGCGCCCCUCAUCUCCCAGGCGCUGCUGGCCAGCGCCGAGGAGGCCAAGAGCCUUCUGCAGGAGGGCGGCGAGGGGCGCAGGAGAGGAGUGACGCGGAGGCUGGUGCUGACGGGGGGAGCCCUGCUGGAGCGGCGGCCGGCCAGCUACGAGGUCGCCGAGCGCCGGCAGCUGGCGGCAUUGGCAGCCGUGGUGCGCUUCGCCGCGGAGCCCACCUGGCUCGGCCUGGAGUGGACCGACGGCGCCCCAGCCGCCAUGUAUGUCCUGCCCGGCCGCGACGCCCUGCUGGCCGCCCUUCUUGACGCCGCGCAGGUGUCGGCGGGGCGGCCAAUUCCGGUGCUGCCGCAGCACACCUUCCCGGGCAAUGUCGUGCUGUCCAGCCGGGCCACGUCCGGGCUGUCUCCGCCAGUUCUGCCAGACGCAGAGCUGGAGAGGCUGUGCCUGGGCCACAUGGCCGCUGCAGCCAAGGAGGCCCUCAAUGCGCUGGGGGAUGUGCCCAGCUCUGCUGCGGAGGAUCCCCGGCCCAGCCAGGCAGACACCAGUGACGGCUCUGCAUCAGAUCACAUGUCGGUGGGCUCCCCACCGGAUGUGAGGCGGCGCAACAUGAUUGCGGGGAUGGCCGCCUCCUUCGGCGGGAGGAACCGUGACAGCGCAGAGGCCGGCCGGCAGGCCGCUCUCCGUGGCAUGCCUCACAGCGCCGGCUCCCUCCCGGAGCCGGUGACAGAGUUUCGGCAGCGGGUGGCGGAGUUCAACGCAUGCAUUCCAUACAGCGGGGUGUCAUCCGGCGCUCGCCUGGACGACCCGGCGCUGACGGUGCUGCUGAGCCUGCUGCCGCUGGAGCCGCCGGCCGGCGCAAAUCCCCCGCCGCCCACCACUAGAGAGGCCAUCCGCACCAUCAACGUGCUUCACUGCCUGCAGCGCCUGGCCACCUCCGCCCCCAUCGCCGCCGCUAUCGUCCAAACUCCUGGGGCGGUGGUGCGCGUGUUUGCAGCGAUGACGUGCGGGCAUGAGCAUGUGUCGGCAGAGGCGCUGCGGCUGCUGGCGCGGCUGUGGGCGCCGGCCAGCGCGCGCUCGGGGCAGGGCCCCUGGGUGCUGCCGCGCGUCGGCGGACCCUCAGCCAUCGACGCCGCAGAGACGCAGUCGCAGCUCGCCGGCUUUGAUGCGGCCGCCGCCGGCCGCAUGGCCAAGUCAACCUGCCUUGGGCAGAGCGGCCGGGCGGCUGCUUUGGUGGGAGUGCUGCGAGCAAGCGGCACGCCAACGGCGGCGUAUGCGACGAUGGCGGCCGUGGAGGCUCUAGCGGCUGUCGUGUGCCUGCCUGGCGCGGACAGCACAGACCCCAUCCUGCGCCAUGCACUGCUGUCAGAGGCCGGCGCCCUCGGCCACCCUCUCUUUGCGCUCUUCUCCCACCCAGCACGGCGCGUGUUGGAUGCUGCGGCGCUCAUAAUGCGCGCUGUGGCGUCGGGCGGCGAGAACGCGGCCGCCCCCAUGCGCGAGGCUGCCCUGACCGAGGGAGCCAUGCUGCACCACCUCGCUGUCGGCAUGUCCGGAGCUUCGGAUCCGCGCGCCAAGCUGAGCCGCGACCUGGUGGGUCUGCUGGCGGACGACUACAAGCCGGCCCUCGACCUGCUGUGCCGCACCUACCCACCCGGCCUCCUGCAGUAUCUCGCGCAGCCGUUGCCCCUGCCGCCCGCCGCAGCUCCGCGGCAUCUUCCGCGCUCUCCGAUACAGAUUCAGGAGAGGCAGGCUGAGCAGGUGCCAAAGUCUCCGGAGCGGGGCCAUCUGAGCCCAGUCAGCAGCCCGCCGCGCUCUCCCAGAUCAGUCAUCGAGAGACCAGGCUUGGACCGUGCUGCGAGCAGCAGCGCAGAUGCAGGCGGCGUCCUCGAACCGGGCCUCACCAGACCGCCGGGCUCUGCCACUGAUGCUGGCUUGGUUGCAAGCUCCAGCGGUGUGGACCGGAGCAGCAUGCGGCAACCGGAGCCGCCUGGCAUGAGCCGGGGACUGCGGGGCAACUGGGGCGCCUUCUGGACGGCUGCGCUGCGGGACCACUGCCAUGCCGGGCUCAUCUGGAACCAGCAGACGCGCUCAGAGCUGCGAGAGGCCCUCCAGGCAGAGGAGGGCGCGCUGAGGGCGGGGCGGACUCGCGUGGCGGACGGGGCGGGCGGGCGGCCGACGUGGAACCAUGCGGAGUUCCGAGUGCGCUAUGCGUCACUCGCGCACCACCUCUGCGUCGCCGGCAUCUACAUUAAGCUCCUGCUGGAUGGGCUCGAUCAGGGGGCGGUGGACAAAGUGCCGGCGCCGCGGGAGGUGUUUGGGGCGCUGCACCACCACUUCCUGUGCCUGGCGGACGCAGGGCUGCGCCUGGUGGGGCCCGAGGAUGCAGCGCAGGGCGCCAGCGAGCAGGCGCUGCUGGCCGCCGCGGUUUCGCGCGAUCCUGAGGCCGAGCGCGAGCUGUGCGCCCGCGCCAUGGCCGCCCUAUACCACUCCCACGCCGCCGCAAUUGGCCCGUUUGACAACACGGCGCACAUGGCGGCUCUGCUGGACCGUACGAUGAGCCGCGGCCUGCGCCACUGCCUGCUGCGCCUGCUGGAGGCCCUGCUCAUCCCCAGAUGCGGUCACAGCGACGAGGCCGCCUCCCAGGCCGCCCGCGCAAAUGCUGUUACCUUUGUGGAGGCAGGAGGCGUCCAGCUGGCUGUUGACCUGGUGGCAGGUGCACAUGAGGCGAAGGAGCGGACGCAGGUGCCUCUGCAGACAAAUCUGAUUGCGUACAACAGCCAUGCCACAGAGGUGAAGGAGUGGUUUCACUACGCUGAGGGCGGGGAAACGAAGGGUGAGCCCAGAAACAAGGCGGACAGGCAGGAGGGGCAGCGCCUGGGCCCAGUCAGCAAGGAUGAGCUGAAGACCCUCUUCUACAAGGGCAAGAUUGGGCUGAAGACGCCAGUGUGGGUGGCUGGAAUGGCGGAACCUGUGCCGAUGUGGGCAAAUAGGGAGGUGCGGUGGCUCGUCUCCAAGGGCGCAGGCACAAUGAGCCCGACGGAGGCGGCGGAGAUAGCGCUGCGGGUGCUGCACUCGCUGGCGCAGCUGCAGCCGGCUGUUGAUGGUGAGGGCCACAGUCUGCAGCCGCUGCCCACCGUGCACCGCAUCCUGGCCUCGCCCCAGUGCCUCCCCCAUAUUGCACAGGUGGUGCUGAGUGGGGAGCCGGCGUUGGUGUCACUGGCGGUGAUGCUGCUGGAGGUGGUCCUGGAGCACAACGGCCCUGCACUUGCAUCCCUCUACCACACCGGUCUCUUCUUCUUCACCCUCGCCUACUGCGGCUCCAACCUGGUCGAGAUCGGCCGCCUCUUCAAGGUGGCGCACCUGGGGCAGCAUUUCAAGGGGGCGGCAGGCUUUGCGGCGGGGACGCCUCUAGGGCAGCGCUCGUUCCUGGGCGGCCUGCUGCCGGAGUCGCUGCUGCACAUCCUGACCAGCUACGGCGCCGGCGCCUUCGCGGCCGCCCUCGUCGGCGACUCGGACACCCCCGAGCUCGUUUGGACUCACCGCAUGCGCGCCCAGCGCCUUAUCCCUCAGAUGCACCAGCACCUGGGCAACUUCCCUCGGCGGCUGGCACAGCAUGCGCACGCGGUGUACGAGUACGUGGCCUGCCCGCCGGUGGGCUACCCGGAGCUGCGCGAGGAGAUGUGGUGCCACCGCUACUACCUGCGCAACCUCUGUGACGAUCGCUUCUCCGACUGGCCCAUCGCGCUGCUGGAUGAGUGGAGAGCGGAGCUGGCGCGCAAGCCGCUGGGCAUGAGCGAGGCUGAAGCCUGCACGCUGCUGGAGAUCUCUACAGGGCCCAAUGAAACAUUAGACGAGGAGACGCUGAAGGGUGCGUACCGGCGGCUGGCACGCAAGUACCACCCGGACAAGAACCCGACCGGCCGCGAGCGCUUCAUGGCGGUUCAGCGCGCGUACGAGCGGCUGCAGGCCGGCGCCGCCGCCGGGCAGGGGCCGCAGCCCUGGCGCCUGCUCCUCAUCCUCAAGGCGCAGUGCAUCCUGUUCAGGCGCUACCCGGACGUGCUAGAGCCCUUCAAGUACGGCGGCUACCCCAUGCUGCUGGGCGCGGCUGCAGUGGAGCUGUGCUGGCUGACGUGCGUGUCGUCGGAGCUGAACGGGGGCGAGCUGACGCGGUCGGGCGGGGUGGAUUCACUGGGGCGCCUCAUGCAGCGCUGCCUGGACGUCCUGCCGCGCGACGCGGCGCCCACUCUGCCGGCCGUAGUCAUCGCCAUGCACUGCAUGCGCACCUUUGCCGGCAUGGCCUCCUUCCCAGACGCCCGCGAGCAGCUGCAGCACCGGGAAGCAUUGGUGGCGGACAUAGUGCAGAGCUGCGGCCUCGAGCGCGCGACGGGGGCCGUGGAUGCAGCCCUGCAGUGCGUCAUCCAGAUGGCCGCCUCUCCGGCACUCCAGGAGCUAAUGCUGAAGGUGGGCGUGCUGGGAUACGUGGUGCCGCUGCUCUUCAACUUCGAUGCCACCCAUGAGGGGGACUCGGCUGCACCAUCCACGGAGGCAUCCGCGGUAGCCGCCCUUGCUAACAGCGGCGGCGACGGCGCAGAGGCAACCGCCUCCAGAGACACCGGGCCUGCCUUCCUGGGCCUGGGCACCGAGAGGUCGAACAUGCAGGCGGCGCGCAACUACCAUGCCAUGCUGGCGGCGCGCGCGUUGGGCCGGCUGGCGGGGCUGCUGCAGGGGGCGCUGGCGUCGGCGCCAUGCCCGGCCGCGCGCGAGGCGCUGUCGGUGCUGCUCACGCCCGCGCUGGCCGCCCAGCUGGCCAACCCGGACCCGAAGCCGCUGCUCAUGCACCUCAACUCCUCCCUGCUCAAUCCCCAGGCACGCUGGAUAGAGUGUCUGCAAACGCGUGACUUCUGCUUUAACAAUAUUCAGGACCUAGUGGUGUGGAACAACAAGAUGCGCGAGGAGGUGCUUACACAGAUGGAGGCAGCCCGCGCCGACCCGGACAAGGCCGGCACCGCCCAAGGCUUCCGCUUUGAGGCCCUGCAGGGCGAGCUGGUGGUUGCAAACGUGUUCGUGCGGGUGUACAACGAGCAGCCAACUUUCCCUGUGUCGGACCCAGCCUCCUUCUGCAAGGGCCUCGUCUCCUACCUCCACAUGCAAGCGCAGUCGGCCUGGUUCAAGGACGCCUCACCCGCCGCUGCGACGCCGAAGGGCGAGGCAGAGGAGGGUAUCCGGCGGGAGAGGGCGCACAUGAGCGAGGCGGUGCAGGCGCUGCGGAACAUCCUGGAAGCUCAGCCGCGCCUGGCAGCGCUCAUGGCCUCACAGCCCGCCCUCGCACCCAUCCUCAACUGCAUCGACCCCAUCUGCAGGCGGCUGCACCAGUUGGAGGCUGAAGGGUUGGGAGGCGAGCACGCGGCGGCUGCUGCGGCCGCAAGGGCGUCCCCCGAGGCGGCUUCUGAGGCGGACAUAGCUGCCCUCGCCCUGGCCGUGCUUGUCCGUCUCACUGCGCAGUCAGGCUGCGUGGAGGCGCUGGCGAGCGAGAGGGCGCUGCUGCUGGCGUUCUGGGUGGUGCACCGGCCGCCCUCCUCCACCGCGCUGGCCCUUGCGCUGCGCCUGCUGCACGCCCUGGCCGCCACCCCCGCCGCCGCCUGGUCCGCCGCCGCGCAGGGCGGCGCUGCCUACCUGCUCACCGUCCUGCUGCCCACCACGCCCCCAUCCGCUGCCGAGCUGGAGGCGAGCGAGACGGUGCGUGCGGCAGUUGCGACGUUGCUGGGGCAGCUCAUGGGGCAACCCCUGCACGGGCCGCGCGUCACCCUGCUGCUGUCUCGCCUGCUGCCUCCCGGCCUUGUCGCUGCCAUCCAGGAGGGUCCUGGUGAGUCGGCAGUGGCGGCACUGGGGCACGCAUCGGAGACGCCGGAGCGGCUGUGGAACAUGAGCAUGGCCAUGACCACCGCCGACGAGCUGGCCGCCCUGGCCGCCUCUGCGCGCCGGUCCCAGGCGGGCGGCAGGCUGGACUGGGUGCCUCCGGAGGGAUUCCGCAUCCAGUUUGAGGGCGAGCAGGCCGAGCUCUUCGUCGGCGGCGUCUAUGUGCGCCUGUUCCUCAAGAACUCCCAGUUCCCCCUGCGGCACCCCAAGAGGUUCCUGGAGGGCUUGCUGGAGGCGUACGCAGCAGACGUGGAUGCGCACAACGCGGAGCGUGCGGUGCUACUGGCGGCGGCUGGUGUGGAGCUGCUGCGCGUGCACUCGCUGCUGGCCGAUCACGCCGUCGCGCUCGGCGCCGCCGACAAGCUGCUCAGGAUCCUGGCCGCCAACGCCCCCCAAGGGGAGGAGGGCGGCGGCGGGAGGCGGCCGACGGCGGCGCACGAGCUGGGCGGGUCGGCGCUGCGGCUGCUGCACCAGCUGGCGCAUGCGACCACGGCCGCGGAGGCAGUGUCACGCGCAUCCACCCCGGCCGUGCCCACCCUGCUGGCCGCCACCAGGUGGGGCCUGGCGGGCAGCAUACUGGCGCUGGAGACGCUGAAGCUGGCGCUAUCAGUGGACAACCGCGCGCGUGACUCCCUCGUCGGUGCCGCGCUGGCCGCUGGCCUGCUGCCGCGGCUGCUAGCCAAGCUGGACUGGCGCAAGGACGCGCGCCCCGGCGGCUUCGGCGAAGAGGAGGAGCGGGCGGAGUCAAUGGAGCGGGUGCUGGCGGUGGAGCUGCUGCACCUGCUGGCGGCGGAGGGCGCGUACGGCGCACAGGUGGCCGCCCAGCUGGACGCCAGCGAGGUGUGGCACGCCUACCGCGACCAGAAGCACGACCUCUUCCUGCCCGCUGGCGGCACGGCGCAGGGAGGGGUGUUUGGGCUGCUGACGGGGAGCCAGGUUGCCCGCUUCGCGCUGCCGGCUCCGGAGCCGCCGCCGGAGGCAACGCCCAUGACAGCGCCUGCUCCCCCAGCGGCCACUCUCGCACCCGCUACUCCACCCGCUCCCAUGGCUGAGGACGCCAGCCCUGCAGCCAUGCCUGAUGCAGAAGUGCACCCAGAAGCUGGGGCAGAGCAGGUGGCUGUUGCCCCAGUAACCAGCAGUGUGAGCUCGCCGGGGACAGCUGGUGAAGCAAGGGAGGAAGCAGCAGCAGCAGCGUCGCCUGCCACACGGGAGCCGCCAGAAAUCAUGAUGGAUGAGGAUGCCGCGCCACCUCAGCCUGAUGCUGCCGAGCAACACCCCAGCGAUCUAAUUGAGCCUGCUGAGGGCAGCAAAGAUGCACCAGCACCCAGUAGCGACGCCAUAGAUACUCACCCCAUAGAGACCUUGCCAGCGGCACCGGGUGGAAAAAAAUCGACAGAGAAUGGAGACACCUCAGCCAUGCGUGCACCUGGCGAGCGGCUGGACAGUAAUGGCGACGCCUCACCAGCAGAGGGAGACCAUCUGCAGAUCACACAGGAGCCAGGUGCACAGGCAGAAAGCACUGCUCGCCAGGAGAGCGCUGCAGAAGCGGCCCCUGCUGCUUCAAAAGUACCGGCAAGCCAGGCCUCGGCGGACGUCACGCCUGCAGCUGCCCAUGGCUCGAGCACAGCAGGCACGACAGCUGAGGCGUCCUCAGCCCCUACACCACCAAGGCAGGAGGAGCAGCAAAUAGCGCCCUUGGGAGAGUCGGCGUCACAGCAGGUUGCAACUCCUGCGCAAGCAGCUGUGCACUCGAGAAAAGCUGCCCCAGCGUUAGAAGCUGCUCAGCCCAGGCCAGCUGCCAAUGAGGCUGUGCCAACCCCACCCGCCGUGCGGGCAUCAGCAGAGGCUGCAAACGCCACGCCACUGCCGCCGUCCAGAGCAGCAAGCCGGGCCUUUGAGGCCAAGCCGGUUACAGCGCCUUCGGUGGCCCCUGCCAAGAGCCCAGCCGUGCCAAAGCCGGCCCCGCAGCCGCUGCCGCAGCCGAAGGCGGCGCAACCGCGACCGCCAUCUGCAGCCGCCUCUCCCGCCCAGCCUCCAGACAACGCACCGCCUGCUCCGAGAUCCGCGCCGCGCGCAGCAGCAGAUCCGCUGCAGGCGCUGCUGGGCGCAUCGCAGCUGGGGCCGCAAGCAGCCGCCACAGCCGCAGCGUCGCCCCUGCGGAGCGUCAAGUCCCCUCCGCAGGUGGCGGGGGCGCAGCCACUCACGCGCGCGCCAUCUGGCCGCAGUCAGCCGCUGCCGGCGCCCCGAGCGCCCCGGCUUGUGCAGCCGCCAGCGCAGCGCGCGCUCGUGACGCCGAUGUCGGUCAAGCCGGGGGCCCAGAGCAAAGACAAGAAGUCCCCCACCGCUUCCGACGGGCAGUUGGUCAGAAACAAGGUGGAGUUCAACCCUCUCGGGUGA